This is a messenger RNA of Gavialis gangeticus (Gharial), 5060 nucleotides long. RefSeq names its product calnexin (gene CANX). Gene Ontology annotation, cellular component: endoplasmic reticulum membrane; endoplasmic reticulum. Lineage: Eukaryota; Metazoa; Chordata; Crocodylia; Gavialidae. Gene Ontology annotation, biological process: protein folding. The record is from RefSeq and is a predicted model, not a curated record. The transcript is spliced from 15 exons. Bases 96 to 1922 code for a protein of 608 amino acids. Gene Ontology annotation, molecular function: calcium ion binding.
UCGCGCUAGAUAGGCGGGCGACGGCCCGGAGCGCGCCACGUGACGGGGGCGGUGGCGGCGGUCGCUGCUGCUUGGGGGGCGCAAGCUGUGAGAUCAUGGAGCUGAAAGGGUUGCUGUGUGUGACACUGCUGGUUCUUGGAACAGCUGUUGUCCAGGCACAUGAUGGUGAAGAUGACAAUGAUGAUGUAGUUGAUAUUGAAGAUGACUUGGAAGAUGGCAUUGAGGAGGUAGAAGAGUUGAAACCUGAAGCCAGCACCCCUCCUCCAGCCCCAAAGGUCACAUAUAAGCCCCCUGUUCCAACAGGUGAUGUCUAUUUUGUGGAAGCCUUUGAUGAUGGAACUCUGGCAGGAUGGGUUCUUUCCAAGGCCAAGAAGGAUGACACAGAUGAUGAGAUUGCCAAAUAUGAUGGUAAAUGGGAAGUGCAGGAACUGAAGGAAACGAAGCUUCCAGGGGACAAAGGACUUGUGUUGAUAAGCCGGGCCAAACAUCAUGCAGUCUCUGCCAAAUUGUCAAAACCUUUCGUAUUUGAUACCAAACCACUCAUUGUACAGUAUGAGGUAAACUUCCAAAAUGGAAUUGAGUGUGGUGGUGCCUAUGUGAAACUGCUUUCAAAGACCCCCGACUUGAACCUGGAUCAAUUUCAUGACAAAACACCCUAUACAAUCAUGUUUGGUCCUGAUAAAUGUGGAGAAGACUAUAAACUGCACUUCAUUUUCCGGCACAAGAACCCCAGAACUGGAAAGUAUGAAGAGAAGCAUGCAAAGCGUCCCGAUGCAGAUCUGAAGACCUACUUUACCGAUAAGAAGACCCAUCUUUACACUCUUGUGCUGAAUCCUGAUAAUAGCUUCGAAAUUUUGGUUGACCAAACUGUUGUGAACAGUGGGAAUUUGCUGAAUGACAUGACUCCUCCUGUGAACCCAGCCAGAGAGAUUGAGGACCCAAAUGAUGAGAAACCAGAGGACUGGGAUGAAAGGCCAAAGAUCCCAGACCCAGAUGCUGUUAAACCAGAUGAUUGGGAUGAAGAUGCUCCUGCAAAAAUUCCAGAUGAAAAUGCUGUGAAGCCAGAGGGGUGGCUGGAUGAUGAACCAGAAUAUGUAGCAGACCCUGAUGCAGAGAAACCAGAUGACUGGGAUGAGGAUAUGGAUGGAGAGUGGGAGGCACCUCAGAUUGCAAACCCCAAAUGUGAGUCAGCCCCUGGUUGUGGUACUUGGCAGCGUCCUGUGAUUGAUAAUCCCAACUACAAAGGCAAAUGGAAGCCUCCUAUGAUUGAUAACGUGAACUACCAGGGGAUCUGGAAACCUAGGAAGAUCCCAAACCCAGACUUCUUUGAAGACUUGGAACCAUUCAAGAUGACUCCUUUCAGUGCUGUGGGACUUGAGCUGUGGUCAAUGACAUCUGACAUUUUCUUUGACAACUUUAUUAUCUGUAAUGACCGAGCAGUAGCUGAUGAUUGGGCCAGUGAUGGGUGGGGUCUGAAGAAGGCAGCUGAUGGUGCUGCUGAGCCUGGUGUUGUGGGCCAAAUGAUGGCAGCUGCUGAAGAACGUCCUUGGCUCUGGGUAGUCUACAUCCUAACUGUGGCUCUGCCUGUGUUUCUUGUUGUCCUUUUCUGCUGUUCUGGAAAGAAACAGCCCAGUGCUGCAGAAUACAAAAAGACUGAUGCUCCUCAGCCUGAUGUGAAUGAGGAGGAAGAGAGAGAGGAAGAAAAAGACAAGGGGGACAAGGAGGAGGAGGAGGAGGAAGAAGAAGAAGAAGCAAAUGAAGAAAAGCUGGAAGAAAAGCAAAAGAGUGAUACUGAGGUGGGAAAUGCUAGUCAGGAGGAAGAGGAGGAGGAGGAAGAGGAGGAAGAAGAUAGAAAACCUGCAUCAGAGGAGGAAGAAACUGUGAAUAGAUCGCCCAGAAACAGAAAGCCAAGGAAAGAUUGAAAAAAUCAUAAGAACUUGAUCUCAGUUUUUUUCCCUCCCCCCUCCCCUGCCCCUCAAUGUGGUUCUGGGAGAGGACCUUGGACACCUUACAUUGAAACUUGGACAAACCUCAAGACUUCACCAUCCACAGGUUCCAGUCAAACACUAUCCGGUGUAACAGUGUCUAGCAGUAAAAUAUUUGCAAUCAUCUGUUUUAAAGAGCAUCAUUCCUAUAGAAAGAAUGCAGUUAACAUCAUGGGCUGUGGAUUUUGGAUUGUAAUAUAAAACUAACCUUUUUUGUUUUGGUUUUAAGUAUUUUUUUUGUUGUUGUUUUUCAUUUCAUUUUAAAUAGAUUGGUAGGAUUUCACUGGUCUCAACCUUGGCUUAAUUUACUGUGUUAAUCAGUGAGAAGUAACAGCAAAAAUCUAGAAAAAUGCUAGGCAAGUCAAAAUUCAAUUUUAUAACUAAUGGAUUUUUGAUUGUUUUUUUUUUUUUUUUUACAAAUAUGGAGAUUCUUAAACAUACCAAUGUCUGUAUUUCCCUAAAUUUGAUAAUCAUAUUUGAGCAAAGGUGGUCAGUGUGGCUUUAUAGCUUUCUUACCCUCCAUAAAGAUAUUGUGGUGGGAGGGAGGUUAAAUCCAUGUACAUAUGUAACCAACCAAACUGUUUAUACUCCAGCUUUUUGGGGGGUUGAGGGGAAAAAGCCUAGUUGUCCCACAAAAUAAAGAUGCUCCCUAUGGCUGCUGCCUGUUUAGCUGUUCAUAAUUGGCCUAGAAGGUGAGGGUGGGUCCUUUAAUGUGGUACUUAAUCCUGCAGGCCUCACAGAGGCUGGAUGUCUGGUUUCUUUAGUCCUUGAGGGGUUUCUUUCUCAAUAGGGCUGUUCUUCUUACUGUUUCCUUCCUUCUGUCCAGCCUCCCACCCCCGCUUUCUCUGCUACUAUGCAGCUUUGUCAGAGUGCAGCUUGGUUUCCACUGCUGAACAGUAAUUCAGGCUCAGCUCCUCAAACUUCUGUUUUUUUAAGCUAGGCUCACUCCUUUCCAGGAUCCAAAUGCUGGAUAGGACAGUGUCCCUAAUUGUUAUUGUUGUCACUGUGUAAACUCCUGCGAACAGGAAGGUGGCUGCAGAAUAGGCAGGUUGGACUAAAGUCUUUUAUUAAAAGCAAGAAUUACAGUAUUUUGUAGAUGGAAGAAGGAGCAUGUGGAAUGACUGGUGUGUGUAACUGUUUAAGUCUCUUAUCUGCUCUUCAUGUAACAGUUGCAUCCUAAAUUAUAUUGUGAAUGUAGGGCGUUCCAAUUCCAGCUGAAUAAAUUUUUUUAAACGCGUUGUGUCUAUUAUACUAUAUAUUUCUAUUUGUUUCCUGUGGAAUACAUGGGAGCAGAGCAUACCUCGAAGACCAAUACCUUUUUAUUACUCUUUACCAAAAUAUACUGGGACAAUGGAAGGUUAGAUGUCUUACUGAGAUUUGCUUCUGCCUUUUGGUUAGAAUAGUUAAGUGUCCUAACUCCUAUUCUCCUUGCUUUGAAUAUAAACACUCCAAUGUUUCCAUUGGGUGGGAGGGUAAUUGGGUGUGUUGUAGAGAAGAAUUAAUGAUGAGGUAAACAUCUUUGUAGUAAAGAUUAAUGCAAAAUAACUUGCAUUUAAAAAGAAAAGCUCUUGCUGCCUGUAUUCUGUGGUUGUCAAGCUGAAAUAUCAGUGACAUGAAUGCAUGUCAGGGUUUCUUGAAGUGUCUGCAAUGUACAAAUAAAACAUUGUAACCAAGAUGCUGAAAUCUAAAUUUUAUUUCCAUUCUGGGACCAUUGGCUUGUAGAAUCCAUGUUUUUCCCCAAUACCUGGUUAUAUGUCGCGUUUACCUCCAAAGUGGCUUAUACCUCAGCACUGGAGUAUGUUAUGAUUUAAGUGUUGCUAUUGUUUUGUUCUCAUGAUAGUAGCUUAUUUUUUAUAAAGGUGGUUCAUGACUUUCUAUUCCUACCCAAAUGGCCUGGCCAGCUUUUUAUAGAUGGCCAUAGGUUAGCUACUUUCUUGAGCACAACACAGGUCUCUUUUUCUUUUUUCUUUUUUUCUAAAUGAUUUGAUCUAUAUGCAUAUUGCUUUAACUACGCUACCCUUUUCACUUUCUGUACACACACUCAAUUCCAAAAUACUUCUAACAAAAUUCUCAUGUGCUGCUUAAAACAGCAACUAUGAAAUAAUACUGCAUUUAAAGCUGAUUCUAAAAUGUUCUGCUUCAACUAGAUCUCCUGAAAUAGUCUUGUCUGCAUGUCUUGGUUUUCUUUUGAUACUGUAAUAUGACACUUAAAUAGUCACUACAAUAAAUGGUGACUUCACAAUGCAUUUAGAAAAACUUAAGUUUGAAAGAUGACUUUGUUCUGGGUUUUAAGUCUGGGUUACAGUUUAACAGGUUGUCACGUUAACUGUCAAUUUUGAGUAAGGAAGAAGACGUAUAUAGUAAGGGUAGCCAUGUUCCCUAAAUACUGAAAGUCUAGUUAUGACGUAAAGCAAAAGUUGGUCUGCAUAUAAAACUGAAUUCAGUCUUAACUUUGUUGGACAAUGUUCUUUUAGCAAAAUAUUGACAGUGGAUGUUGGUGUCUGUUUUUACUUGGCAUUUUUUUGCCUUCUGGAAUAAGUAUGGGAGUGCUGUAAACUAGCUCUCUUAGAGAAUUAUGAACAGUAAAAGAGGUGAUAGAAAUAUAGCAAACUUACUAACCUUCUGGUAAGAAAUAUGUAAAUUGGUCUUUCAGACUAGUUAUGUUAAUUCACUGGAUAACCAAAUAGAAAGUGCAUUGUACAAUGCAUUGUUAAUGUCUAAAUUUGGAUUUCUGGGUUGGAGGGGGAUGUUCUUACAGAAGUAUUCACUACUGGUAAAGGUGUUCUGUCUCCUCUACAUAUUGCUCCACUUAGUCUGUGGCAGCAAACUUGGUGCUAGUGACCAGUUUCUCUGCACCCCUCUGCCUUCCUCUAAUAUGUUUGUUUCUAAAUGCCAGUAUUGCCUCGAUGGUUUUCAGAAGCAAAAUCCUCAAGUGUUACUAAAAAAAACUGUGACUUCUCACAGAAAAGACCUGUCUGUUCAUUUAAAAAUUAAUUGUAGAUGCAGUAUGCAUAUAUAAAUAUUGGAUAAAUUAUAAUGUAAGUUUACUCUGAUUAAUAAAGAAACUUAAAUCUA